AUGGACUCCCAGCCUCACGGUGCCCACCAAGGGCAGUACCCGCACGCCGUGUCACACGAUCUGAGCAGGAGCACACGCACUGCUCAGGGCCAGUCCGAACAUGAGCACAAUCGUCAGGCCAUUCCGCAAUCGCCUACCCGCCAGUCUGCGCGCAUCCGCCAAGCCCAAGCGAGCAGUCAUGCGGGAACUGCCGCGCAUGCGCCCCAAGGUUCAAAUCCGGGCAAGCUCGAGACGGAUGAUCAUCAGCUCAGCCCUCAUCUUGUCGAUCUGUCCCUCGAGAGCGGUCCAGACACGCUAAGACAGUCAAAAGCGAGCGCGCCUUAUCGCGACCCGCAAAAUCGCUUCACCGCGCUAAGUCAGCCACACUCACUAACGUCUUCACAUGCUUCGCUCUCGCCGGAAGCAGAGCUACAACACUUUAGUGCACUGGCAGAGGAACAGCACAGGAUGCACUAUGGCACGCCUUCGCAUUUCAGUCAAGCAUCCGGCCUGGUAGCCUCCCAGCCAAUUAUGAGUACCUCAUCGCUUCAGUCAGGCGAUGGUGCACCUUUGCAUAGUCGCUUCGGUCAGCAUAGAAUGGAACAUAUUGCCGAACACGCCCAAGAACAUCAUUCGCAAGCAACGAGCCGAUAUCCUACGAGCAUGCCUAUGCCCAUCUACACACGUCACGACUCAACAUCCACCAUGGAUUCUGGUCCCUCCUCACUCUCAUCCGUCAUGCCAAGCCAUUCGAGCAGUGCCCUGACAUCAUGGUCGAGUAACGUCGCCACGGGUACCCCUACCCAACCGCUCCAUUCUCCCUUCUCACAAGCCAGUCAGCAAAGCCGCGGGAUGGCUUCGACACCUCUCGACAGCUUCAUGCGCGGUCCAGCAGGCCCCAAUGGUGACAUCUAUCAUCGAACACGACCUUGCCGAGACGACAUCUUACAAUCCCCUCACGCAGCUAUCGAUACUCAGCUUCAACCUCAUGAGAGGAACCAUAUCUAUGCGUCGCCGCACCAGCAUCAGCGCGCGAUGACAGAAUCUAGAGGCAGCACACCUCAGGCACAUUUACGCACACACGAACGUCGGAAACCGUCGCAAUUCCCAAAACGACCUGUCGAACGACCAUCACACGAGACUGAGCUCGGCUCUGCGCCUGCUCCAGCUCUACAGCGCAGAUUGCCGCCACGGCCGAUCCGCAGCGAAGAAGAUCUCACACAUGCUUACAUCGAAUUUUGUUUGUAUUGUAACCCCCACAUACCCAUCGAUCCAGUCCCAGCAGGCGUCUACGAUCUUCGCCGUUCGUUCAACGCCGUCCCAAAGAGUGGCGCCCGGCAUUUCAAGACCUGGGAUCUACUUGGCCUGCUUGAACGACUCGAAGGCGGCGAGCUACGCACAUGGACACAUCUGUGCACUGAAUUGGGCGUCGAGCGAACCAGCGAGCAGAGUCCUCAGAGGAUCGGGCAAUACAGCGUCAGACUAAAGAGAUGGAUCCGACAGCAUCACAUUGAUGCAUUCUCGGACUAUCUGACAGGCAAGCCCAAUGCUUACUAUGAAGACGUACGAUACCCGGGUCAGAAUGGCUACGAGACUGGCUAUGCAUCGCCUGUGACGCCACAUAGCGCGAUGAGCUCGCCUACCGCUUCAACAUUUCCAAGGUAUUCACCCUCGGCUUCAUCUGUUUCUCUCAGCCAUGCGUUGAGCGGUAGCGGUGGGCAUCACUCGAAAGGUUAUCGCAUCAAGCCGGUUGUCAAGACUGACGACACGGACAUCGUGCUCAAAUAUCUCGAAGGCAAAUUCGGCGCUAAAAACAGGCAUGCAGCGCACGAUAAAACGUUGUCAUACGACAGCGCUAUGUCGACGCCAGCUCCGCAAGACGGCUGGCCUGAUAGCCAAGGCACCAUCAAGCGCAGGCGCGAAGGCUCCCUCGAGCUCGGACAUAGCCACAGCAACUCGAUGACAGACAUCAUGACGGACUCGCUGACGUCGUCCGGGCCAGUCACAUCCGAAGGUAGCCAGUCAUUCACAUUCUCCUCGGCACAUGGUCUUGGGUUCCCUGCACAGCUAUCGCCCGACACCACCUUCUCAGUCUCACGAUCGUCUAUGGGUGGCAUGCCAAGUUCAACUGAGCCCUAUGCAAACGCGUUCGCGCAACCAGCUCACGGCCGUUUUGCUCAAGAUCAACCGUCUUACAUCACUUCUCCGCUGGCGUACGAUUUUGCUGAGGGUCAUCUGCCAGAAGAAGAUGCUCUGAUACGCGCUAAGAUGCUCACCGCUGGCAUGUCCAAAACCGACGUUGCCCGAUGUCUUCAGCAGCUCAGUCAACAUGGCUUUCUUGCCUCGCAAAUUGGCUGUCCUUCGUCGUACGCGCCAGCUUGUCAGGUCGAGGGCGAUGUGCGCGUUGUGCGCAUUGUGUCGGCAGCAACGGAUAUGAUGGCUAGUGACAAUCAACAAAGUCAACACGACACAGUUCCGGCUCAACAGCCGUGGACCGUCCAAUACGUUGUACGCCGAGGCGGCUUUCGAGUCUCGGUCGACUAUACCAUGCAGAUGCGAGAUGUACAUGAGACGGCCAGACCUCACGAGCAAGUGCAUCGACUCGCCUCGGCCCUCAGAAGUAUUCAGGAAGUACUCAACACGACAGGACUGGCUGCAACAGCGAGCUGA
Mixia osmundae IAM 14324 is the source of this 2649-nucleotide messenger RNA. RefSeq lists its product as uncharacterized. Gene Ontology annotation, molecular function: DNA replication origin binding. The record is from RefSeq and is a predicted model, not a curated record. Bases 1 to 2649 code for a protein of 882 amino acids. The transcript is spliced from 4 exons. NCBI's taxonomy places the organism in Eukaryota, Fungi, Basidiomycota, Mixiomycetes, Mixiales, Mixiaceae.